GUCUGUGCCGUGGCUGAGGAAGGGCACAUCCAGGACAGGGACGGUGUGAGUCCAAGGCUGCAGACACUUAUCCUUGGUGACAAAAUGGACUCUUUCAAAGGUCCAUGCCCUCAUAUGAGCGUCCCAGUUGAGAUGGACGAGAGCAUGACGGCCUCAAGUUUGGACUUAGCUUUCACUCAAUCCUGUAAAAAGUGCAGUGAAGAAAUGGAGAUGGCCAAAAGGCCGCAGGAGCACAGCAUUGGGGAUGAACAACAAGAUGUGAGGCAGUGGAGACCACCAGAGAGUCAGUAUCAGCCUCCACGCUCUAUUCCCCCUCCACAGUCAGGUCCGAUGAUCCAUCCUGUAGGUGCAUGGCUGCGUGGCCUCAGAGAGAAGGAGCUGCUGUAUGACCAGGACCUCAUGGUGAACCGCAGCAGAGGAUACCCACCCCCUCCAAACCAACCUCAGGUCCACUCUUUACAGGCAGAAAGCUUGGAGCCCCCUCUACCGCUCAUCUCUGACACUUACAGGGCCCAAUACGUCCCAUCAAGAUACCCUGCUGCACAUAUGCCUGGCCCAAAUCCAAUUCGGGGGAGGUGUGCGUGCUGCCCUCCAGCAAAUCUGCCCCAUCACAAUCAUAAUGAAUUCCAUUAUGAGCAAGGUUACCCGGCAGAUCCACGCCAGCAGCCUCGACACCACCAACCGUCAUGGAAUCCUCCUGAUAAUGUGCAGCCGUUUAGACACGCUGCACACACGCCUCGUGGGUCUCUACCUCAGUCUGCAGCUCCUCCUAGAGAGGUGGUGCAUGAGGUCAGUGUGGACCGCUCCGUUCAGCCUGGUCCAGUUUCUCCCACGAGGGAGAUCAGGAGGGUCGUCAGCCUACCUGAGGAGAGCAGAAACGUUUUCAUCACAUACUCAGUGGACAUCGCAGACGACAUGUUACCUUUCGUCAAAUUUCUGAUUGAUCAGGGGUUCAAACCUGCGAUCGAUAUCUUUGACGAUCCCAUCCAAAAAAUGGACAUCACCAAAUGGAUGGACAGAUUCCUGAACGACAAAUCGGUGCUCAUCAUCGUGGCCAUCAGCCCCAGGUACAAGGAGGACGUGGAGGGAAACAGGGGUGACGAGCACGGGCUGCACACAAAGUACAUUCACAACCAGAUCCAAAAUGAGUACAUCCGUCAGGGCUGCCUGAACUUCAGACUGGUACCUGUUCUGUUCCCAAAUGCAACCAAGCAACACGUCCCAAACUGGCUCCAGAGCACCCGGAUCUACCGCUGGCCCCGGGACACCACAGACCUGCUGCUGCGUCUGCUCAGAGAGGAGCGCUUCAUCAUCCCACAGCGGGGGGCCGACCUGACCCUCACUGUGCGUCCCCUCUGACACAAACACUACAGACUACAAGAAGUAUUGAUAAGGACAGUUUCGUAAGUGUUGUACUGUGUUUUUCACAAACUGAUUCACUAUUGAUCUGUGGAUUUAUAAUUUAGCUCAACAGUAUUGAUCUCAGCUAAGAACUGUUUCUUUUUCCUUUAUAAUCACUGUUAUGUUUCCCUUCAUAAAGCCUGUUAACCAGAAAAAAAGAUCUAAAGACAAACAUUAUGGGCCUGCUUCUUCAUUGCUGGUGUAUUUAUUGUGUUGUAAUUUUAGAGGCUUUAACUGAAACUGUGUGAGCCAUCUGACAAACUUUCACAGCAUCUAAGAGGAGACAUGGAGAGCUCUAAAUGCAGUAAAUGUUUGCUUUGCUGUUGUCCAGAUCUUUGUCUACAUGCUUUUUUGCUAUCUAAAAAUUUACCCCAAAAUACAGCAUUACUGUGGGGAUCAUUUCUGAUUAUUUUUGUUGAAAAUUCAUGAGGAAAAGAAAAGUGCACUAGUAGCCACCCAAACAUCCAAUACUUAUAUAUUACUGUGCUACAGCAGAUCGCAUAUUUAAGGCAAAAUAUCGACGAGAUAUGAACAUAUUCAACACCUCUAGUGUCUCGGAGCUUCUGCUGGUUUUGAGUAGGAGUUAUAGUAGAGCAGCACUUCUUAACUUUUUUUGGCCACAUGGUGGCAGCAUUCCACUGUAAACAAAAACAAUA
Messenger RNA from Cheilinus undulatus (humphead wrasse), 2057 nucleotides. RefSeq names its product TRAF3 interacting protein 2a (gene traf3ip2a). The transcript has 10 exons. The record is from RefSeq and is a predicted model, not a curated record. Lineage: Eukaryota; Metazoa; Chordata; Actinopteri; Labriformes; Labridae. Bases 85 to 1359 code for a protein of 424 amino acids. Gene Ontology annotation, biological process: positive regulation of canonical NF-kappaB signal transduction; humoral immune response.